Messenger RNA from Linnemannia hyalina, 399 nucleotides. The record is from the annotation of a GenBank genome assembly. Lineage: Eukaryota; Fungi; Mortierellomycota; Mortierellomycetes; Mortierellales; Mortierellaceae.
AUGAAGAUCCAGCAGGGCGGGUGUUCGGAUCCUGAUUGGAUGUGGCAUGCUGGACAUCUCCCUGAAUUAAACUCGAUUGGAGGAAAGGAAUUUGGAAGGUUAGCAGAGGCACUCAAGACCAGCUCGACUCUGAUCACUUUGGAUAUCUACAGCAACUCGAUCGGAGACAACGAAACCCAGGCGCUGUCUGAAGCACUCAAGACCAACUCGACUCUGACCACUUUGAACUUGAUGAGUAGCUCGAUCGGAGACAACGGAGCUCAGGCGCUGUCUGAGGAACUCAAGACCAACUCGACUCCGACCACACUGGAGUUGUACAGCAACUUGAUUGGAGACAACGGAGCCCAGGCGCUAUCUGAGGCACUCAAAACCAACUCAACUGUCACCAUUUCACGCUGA